This is a messenger RNA of Toxorhynchites rutilus septentrionalis, 1890 nucleotides long. RefSeq names its product zinc finger protein 37-like. Gene Ontology annotation, cellular component: nucleus. Lineage: Eukaryota; Metazoa; Arthropoda; Insecta; Diptera; Culicidae. The record is from RefSeq and is a predicted model, not a curated record. The transcript has 4 exons. The coding region runs from base 1 to 1890 and encodes 629 amino acids. Gene Ontology annotation, molecular function: RNA polymerase II cis-regulatory region sequence-specific DNA binding; DNA-binding transcription activator activity, RNA polymerase II-specific. Gene Ontology annotation, biological process: regulation of transcription by RNA polymerase II.
AUGGAUGAGGAGGAAUUAGACGAGAGCAAUAAUUAUGAGCGGGUUAAACAAGAAAUUCAUGACCCUGAGCUUCCAACCGGUAGAUUAGCAUCAAGGGAUGGACCAAAUGGUGAUCGGGAGCAAAAUUUGUUUGAAUUCAACGAGGUUAAAGAAGAAACUUUCGACAGUGACGCAGAGGAGGAUUUACCGCUACUGGUGCUAAAGAACAUCGCUAGCAAUGGCGAAGUAGCACGGGCGCCGGUUUGUUCGACGAAUAGCACAAUUAGUUUAGAAAGCGAAACGAAAGCGUUUGAAAUUGAAUCCGAGAAAUGUAAACCAGAAUCAGUGAACGACAAGGUUGAAACUUUGAGCAGUGAUAAACUAUCCGACUGUGAUGAGAACAAAAAAAUGUGUCAACUUCCUUCUGAUACUGAUAGCUUUGACGAGAUGUCGUUGGCAAAGAAAAGAAAAUUAGCACGAAUGAAAAGGAGAGAGGAGACUGUUGAACAGAAACUAGAGGGUUCAAACCGGAGGCGGACACGUGCAUUUAGGGUUGAGGAAGACUCGAAAAAUGAGGCUUCUGGUGAUGAUGAGGAAGAUCGGUUUGAACAAAAUAAUUUCGACUCAAACUGUUCACAAGAUGAGUUCGUAUUCCAAAAAGACAAUGAGAGGAAAAGAAGAAGUACGAAAGUACAAAAACGAAAACGUGGUCCCAGGAAAAAACUUAUGGAAAAAAUGAAAUCAACUCCUACAUUACACGACUACAGAUGCUAUAUAUGCAAUAGUGAUUCGUUGGGAUCCAGAAAAGCAAUGAUUGAACACUUUUCGGUACACGUAGAUAAAGUUCCCUACACAUGCCGGGAAUGUGUCAUGGAAACGGUGGUUUUAACGAGGGUUCGAACGUUGAACACGCACAUGAAGAUGCAUGCUCAACCAGUCAAGUGUGACUAUUGCGAUCGCCGAUAUAGCAAUGCGGCGGGGAAGUAUUAUCACACGCAAACAUUCCAUCUGGGUGGUGGGGCUCCCUGUCUUGUGAACUGUGAGGUGUGUGGCAAGACAUGUGGUUCCCAAAUGGCGCUCAAACAGCAUAUGAAAUAUCAUACGACCAAGCUUAAAUGCAGUAAAUGUGACAUGGUUUUCAACCACCCGAACAAACGACGGAAUCAUGAGCGGACGCACGAUGAAAAUCGCGGAUACGAAUGUGUGGUGUGUAAAAAGGUUCUUCAGACAAUCGAGUCCUAUGACGUGCACUUGAAAAAGCACAGCCAAGAGCGCAGCUACCAAUGUCAUCUAUGUCCGAAAAAGUUCAACACAUCGUGUAACUUGAUACUGCAUCUGAAGGUCCAUGCAAAAAAUGACAACUAUAAGCCGGCGAAAUCGUGGAUUGAGCACUACACCGUGCUUAGUCGAAAUCCGAUGCACUUCAAGUGCAAACACUGCGAUCGCUACAACACCGACAAGGUGAACAAUAUGAUAUCACACCUGCAAGCCCAUUUCAAGGAAUACGAGUGCGACCAGUGUCACCAUAAAUUUGCAACCGCCAAGCAGCUCAGAGCACAUUACACCACCCACACUGGGGAAAAGCCGGAAAAGUGUAAAUACUGCGAGAAGGUUUUCUCAACGAAGAACAAUUUGAGAAUCCAUCUGAAGGCAACCCAUCCGGAAUGGGCACCUCGAAGACAACAACAACAAACUCCAACACAGCAUGAUGACGUGAUUAUACCCGGUUCAGUGCAAAGUUCAACGGCAGCUGGAUCUCCACCGCAGCCAAUAAACACUCCGAAUGACGAAAGCUUCGAGAGCUCUACCGUCGGCAGUACGUAUGGGAUUAUGCGGGAUGCCCAAGUAACCGUUUUGCAACAGCCGCCGGCAGAACAUCAGUUACACACGCUCGGUGUACUUAGGAGCUAA